This is a messenger RNA of Didymodactylos carnosus, 570 nucleotides long. Lineage: Eukaryota; Metazoa; Rotifera; Eurotatoria; Philodinida; Philodinidae. The record is from the annotation of a GenBank genome assembly.
AUGCUCAUAGUAUCCAAUGCGAUUAUCAUAUCAUCUACUCAAAUUGCUCAAGAUUUACAAGAUUUUAAAGUUUUAUUCUCAACAUUUAUCUCAUUAUUUCCUCCAUUAUUUCUAAAAUCAGCUCAAAUGGGAUGUGCAUUAGCAUCUGAAUGUUGUCCACAAUUAAAAACAUCAAUAUUUGAUUUAAGAACAAAUAAACAAGCAAUACGAGAAUGUAUAAAUCCACGAUUUACUUGGAAUUGUCAAGCAUUUAAACAGUAUAUAAAUUAUUUUGCUAAUCAAAGUACAAAUGAUACAAAUCAAUUACAAUCUUUUGCAUCAGAAUUAGAAUUAAUAUUUGAUGAUAAUCAAAUGCAAAAAUCUUAUCAAGAUAGUAUAACAAUAACAAAACAAUAUUGUGGUGAACAUUUUGAUUACUGUGUAGCAUUAAGUGAUAAUAAAUAUCGAACAGAUUGUGAAAUAAAAACAUUAACAGGUUUAAGUCAACAAGAAAAUGUUUAUCGAGAAUAUGUUCAAAAAGAGAAACAAAUGAUAAAUGGACUUAUAACAAAAAUUAAAAAUAUAAUUUAA